AUGCCACGGCGUAAGAAGAACACGAACAAGCCUUCGACAGAAGCCUUUGUGUCCAAUCAAAACGGAGGAAGCCAGGGUAUUAAUGCAAAUCAAUGCCCAAAUCAAUUGAGACAUACAUUAGAACCACUAAUUUCAUCGAUGUCGAGCUUGACCGUGGAUAGUACCGUUCAUGAAACAACACAGACAUCGCAUAACAUCGCUUCCGCUGUCCCUUCACUAAGUUGUGUUGCUGAAUCAGUGGGUGAGGAAAACCAAAAUGUGCCUUCUAUCAUGGUGAAGGUUGAAAUCCUCGCGUUGAUGAAGGAUUUGAAAACUCUUGAAGUGGACGCGUUGUACAAAAUUUGUCGUACUGGUACCAAAGUAAUGUGCAAAAACAAACGACAUUAUGACAUCGCCAUAUUGUACCUGAAGACGACAAAGACUGAAUUUUAUACAUAUGACAUCCUCGGAGAAAAGGCUGAAUUUUAUACAUAUGACAGGCUCGGAGAAAAGCCAUUUAAAGUGAUUGUAAGAGGGCUUCCUGGGAUAAAACCUGAGCUCCUCAAGCAAGAAUUGACGGAUAACUUCAAACUCAAGGUGUUGUCUGUAUUUUCAAUGGUCAGAAACGACGAAGACACCGUAAAGCAUCAUGACAAGCUGUUCCUCGUUAACUUCCAAAAGGGAUCAACUACUUUGCACGCAUUGAAAGAGAUUAAGACAAUAUUCUUGAUCAAGGUAAGCUGGGAGUUGUUCCGAGGAUGGAAAAUGGACGCCACCCAGUGCCAACGCUGCCAGAACUUCGGGCAUCAAACCCAAAAUUGUCACAUGAUGCCUCGUUGUGCGUUUUGUACCGGAGCACAUCUAACGAAUGGAUGCCCCAUCCAGGAGUUGACCAUCAAUUCGAAUCAACAACCCGCUCGGUCAACGUCAGCAUCAUCGGAUCUUUACUCUGGAGCUGAAUUGUGUCAGAUCUUUAAGGAAAUAACGUCUGCAUUUCAACCGUGUCAAUCUCAAGCUGAUAAAGUUCGGGUGAUGAAUUACUUCGUCAACAAAUAUGGAACGUAA
Molecule: messenger RNA, 1044 nt
Organism: Toxorhynchites rutilus septentrionalis
Lineage: Eukaryota; Metazoa; Arthropoda; Insecta; Diptera; Culicidae
Exons: 1
Coding region: 1-1044 (347 amino acids)
Source: RefSeq, a predicted model, not a curated record